CUGAAUCACACUGCCGGGGCUGAAGCCCACCGCCUCAGUCUGCGCGCAUCAGCCUCCGGGCACAAUGUUAGACAACGAGGAGUUCAUGGUGGAGGUGUACCCUCAGGAGCUGACCCAGAACCCGCUCCGGAAGAUCUGGAUGCCCUGCAGGACCGGACACAUCGCGCACAGACGCGUGUGUAUGACAAACUGCCCGACCCUCAUCGUGACGGUCGGACUUCCCGCCAGAGGAAAGACGUACAUCGCAAAGAAGCUCACUCGCUACCUGAACUGGAUCGGCGUGCCAACCAAAGAGUUUAACGUUGGGGAGUACCGGAGGGAGUGUCUGAAGAUCUACAAAUCCUUCGAGUUUUUCCGUCCCGACAAUGAAGAAGGCCUGAAAAUCCGACGGCAGUGCGCUACAUCGGCGCUCAAUGACGUCCGGGAGUACCUGAGCGUUGAAGGAGGACAGGUCGCGGUGUUCGAUGCCACAAAUACAACCAGAGAACGAAGAGGGACCAUCAUGAAGUUUGCAGAGCAGAAUGGUUUUAGGGUAUUUUUUGUGGAGUCUGUGUGUGAAGACCCAGAUGUAGUCGCACAAAAUAUAGUGCAAGUCAAACUGGGAAACCCAGACUACAUCGACUGCAACUCAGAGGAGGCCAUCGAGGACUUCAUGAAGAGAAUCAAGUGUUACGAGUCUUCAUACCAGCCUCUGGAUGAGGUUCUUGACAGGGAUCUAUCCUACAUUAAGAUUAUGGAUGUUGGCCGCCGUUAUCUUGUGAACCGCGUGGUGGACCACAUCCAGAGCCGAAUCGUCUACUACCUGAUGAACAUCCACAUCACGCCGCGCUCCAUCUACCUGUGUCGGCACGGAGAGAGCGAUCUCAACAUCAAGGGACGCAUCGGAGGCGACUCCGCCUUGUCUGCCAGAGGAAAAGAGUUUGCCAAAAAACUGAGGAAAUUCAUUGAGGAGCAGAACAUCCCAGAUCUGAAAGUGUGGACCAGCCAGAUGAAGAGGACGAUCCAGACGGCAGAGUGCCUCGGGGUGCCGUACGAACAGUGGAAGGCUCUCAACGAAAUAGACGCCGGUGUGUGUGAAGAAAUGAUGUACGAGGAGAUCCAGGAGCAUUACCCUCUGGAGUUUGCGCUGAGAGACCAGGACAAAUACCGCUACCGCUAUCCCAAAGGAGAGUCGUACGAGGACCUGGUCCAGCGGCUGGAGCCCGUCAUCAUGGAGCUGGAGAGGCAGGAGAACAUCCUGGUCGUCUGUCAUCAGGCUGUCAUGCGAUGUCUUCUGGCAUAUUUUCUCGACAAGUCUGCAAAUGAGUUGCCUUAUCUGAAGUGUCCUUUGCACACUGUGUUGAAGUUGACACCUGUGGCCUAUGGGUGUAAAGUGGAGUCCGUCUAUCUCAGUGUGGACGCCGUCAACACACACAGAGACAGGCCUGAGAAUGUGAAUGUGCAGCGCAGCACCGAAGACGCCCUGCAGACAGUCCCCGAUCACUUCUAGCGGCCCGCGGCAGCCCAGGCCGGAGGGCGACUCUCCCGACAGGCUCGUGGGAACGCUGCCGUUCCGCCGCCCUUCACGGCAGCUUCUUCACGCAUACCGAGACAUGUUCCCAGCGCCCGCGCCGUAAAGCACUUUCACCCAAGUCUCAUCCAAUUUUAUACAUGUUUGUUUGACCUAUACCACGGUAGCUUUGGAGGAAACUAAAGGCAGAUGCCAUUAUUUUUGAUAUGUGGUUCAACUGUCGACAGUGCAAUAAUGACAUUUUCACAUUUUGACAAAUUCCUCCAUGUUUGUAUUUAAUAUCCACUGUAUAUUGUGACUGUGUAUACUGCCACCAGAAGAUGUUCUUAUGAUUUGAAGUUCAAGUAGGUAAUCCCAGAACAGAAUAGAACAGAACAGGGGACACUUAAAUUACAAGUGAUUAUCUGUGUUUUAACAGUGUUCUCCAUUUCCUGAUGGUCGGUUUCUAUUUUGUAGUAAAGUGUAAAAACAAAAAGUGCAGCUGUGACGGUGCUCUGUGUCUGUGAACAAAGAUUAGGAUCUUUAACAUUCCAGAUGGGAAGAUACAAUUCUUACUGUGAGAGCCACAAAAACAAUAGGACAAAUAAAGAGUCCCUCGACUAAAUGAGGCUUUUUCCCUGAACUGUAUUCACCUGCUUAGAAAAAUCUUUACUGUUUCUUCAUGAUUACUGUGAAAUGAACUAUUCCCCAGCACACAAUGAAAGCUAAGACGAAUCUCAACCAGAUGUCUAACUUAGGACAUCUUUAGGCCACUCAGUAAUUUUAUCUGCUACAAUACCUCUUUUUAUGUGGGAAUCUAAAGUCUGGUACUGUGUGCAUGUUUGUGUAAUAGUUUCCCUGUUUUAUUCCUUCUUUUUUUUUGACAACGUUGUACAUUGUAUAUGACUGUGCUUAAAAACUGUUUUCAAAGGCCUUGUUUGUUUCAAACUGUCAAAAUCUCAAUAAAGUGAAAUAUUUCUAACUCUU
This is a messenger RNA of Salarias fasciatus (jewelled blenny), 2476 nucleotides long. It is a transcript of the gene pfkfb4b, whose product is annotated as 6-phosphofructo-2-kinase/fructose-2,6-biphosphatase 4b. Gene Ontology annotation, cellular component: cytosol. The record is from RefSeq and is a predicted model, not a curated record. Gene Ontology annotation, biological process: fructose metabolic process; fructose 2,6-bisphosphate metabolic process. Lineage: Eukaryota; Metazoa; Chordata; Actinopteri; Blenniiformes; Blenniidae. The coding region runs from base 65 to 1489 and encodes 474 amino acids. The transcript is spliced from 14 exons. Gene Ontology annotation, molecular function: fructose-2,6-bisphosphate 2-phosphatase activity; 6-phosphofructo-2-kinase activity; ATP binding.